CCAUUUUAUUAUCGAAAAAAUAAAAAUAUUUUAACAACCCUAAAAUAAAUAAAUGUUUAAAGAAUUCACAAAUUUAAUAAAAUCAUAAUCAGAUCAUCGUGAAUAUAAAUUAAUAAAGUUAAAAGAAAACGAAAUAGAGAUAUUAUUAAUAUCAGACCCCAAAACAGACACAAGUUCAGCUGCUGUAAAUGUAAAUGUGGGUUAAUUAAAUGAUCCUCCAGACCGUUAAGGAUUAGCUCAUUUUCUUGAACAUAUGUUAUUUUUAGGAACUUCAAAAUAUCCCUUAGCAAGUGAAUUCGACCAAUAUUUAAGUUAAAAUUCUGGAUAUUCGAAUGCCUAUACAUCAUUAGAAGAAACAAAUUAUUAUUUUAACUGCCUAAAUGAGGCAUUUGAAGAAGGAUUGGAUCGUUUUGUUUAGUUUUUUAUAGACCCAUUAUUUAAUGAAGAAUACGUGGAAAAAGAACUAAAAGCAGUGCAUUCUGAACAUAUAAAAAACAUUUAAUAAGAUUCUUGGAGAGAAGAUUAUUUUUUAAGGUAUACUAGUAUUUAAGGGUCUUUUUUUAAUAAAUUUGGUUCAGGAAAUAUGAAUAGUUUAAAUUUUCCUUCUAUUAGGGAUGAUCUUAUUUCCUUUUAUAAUUAAUUUUAUUCCUCAAAUCUUAUGAAAGCUGUAAUUUUAUCAAAUAAAACAAUACAAUAAUUAUAAAAUACAGCUUGUUUUUUAUUCUCUUAAAUACCCAAUAAGUCUUAAAAUCCUCCUUAAUUUACUUAGUAACCAUUUGAUGAUACUAAUCUUAGUAAAAUUUAUAAAAUAGUGCCUUGUAAACAGGAAAAUAGGGUAAAAUUUGUCUGGGUUUUGAAGGAGAAUUACGAGAAAAAAUACAAGAAAAACCCUUUAUGCUAUUUAAGUUAUUUGAUAGGACAUGAGGGAAAAAAUUCACUUUUAAGUGGAUUAAUAGAGGAGGGAUUAGCCGAAUCUUUAUAUUGUGGCUUUAAACAUAUUUCUAUAUUUUCAACUUUUUAUAUAGAUAUUGUUUUAAGCGAAUAAGGUUUUCUUGAUAUAAAUAAAGUUUUUACUCUUGUUUUUGCAUACAUUGCCAUGCUUAAAAAUAAAGGACCUUAAUAAUGGGUCUAUGAGGAAAAUCAGCUUAUAAAGAUUAUUAAAUUUCAAUAUAAAGAAAUAGAAGAGCCUAUAGAUUAUACAUAUAUUUUAGCUUCUAAAAUGUAAACUUGCGACCUCUAAGAUAUUUUGAGAUAUGAUGCUCUGCUAGAGAGUUUCCAUAAAGAAGAUAUGGAAGCUACUUUGAAUGAUUUUUAAUUAAAAAACCUUAGAAUUAAUAUAACUUCGCCACUUUUAGUUAAUUAAUGUGAACUUUUGGAACCUAUUUAUUAAAUAAAAUAUAAAGUAGAAGAUAUAGAAGAUGAGUUAAUAAAAAUAUAUUAAAAUCCUUAAGAAAAAUACAUUAAAAAAUUUGAUUUACCGCCCUAAAAUACUUUUAUUCCUAAAGUUUUCCAUCUAUUAAAUUUAGAAGUAGAAAAUCCCGAAAAAAGCGACAUAAAAUAUAUUGCAAAAGGUACAAAUUACGAAUUUUGGUACAAAAAAGAUAAUUAUUUUAAAAUUCCGAAAAUUUCUUUACUUAUAAAAUUUUUUCAUGAAUCUUUUUUUACUUUAAAAAAUUAAAUAUUAUGUGAAGUUUAUAUAUCCAUAAUACUUGAAAAAAAUAGAGAAUUAAUUUAUUAAGGCGAAAUGGCUUGUAUUGAGACUAUUUUAGAGUUCAAAAAUGAAAUUAAUUUCAUUUUUGAAAGUUUUUCCGAUAAUUUUUAUAUAUUUUUGGAAUAGUUUUUGACUUAAAUUGUCAAUUUUGACGUACUUAAAGAUAUAUAAAAAAGCAUUUUUAAUAUUCAAGUUAAUAAAAUUUAAAAAAAAUACAAAAAUUUCUUUUUUAAAAGUCCUUAUGAAUAAGGUAGAAAUUACUCAGAAUAUAUUAUGAAUAGAUUUUCCUUUUCUCCUGAAGAUCUUUUAGAGUAAAGUAUGAAAGUUAGUUUAGAAGAUGUAGCCUUUUUCGGAAAUUUAAUAAAGGAAAAUUUAUAAAUAUAAUGUUUUUUAGGAGGAAAUUUAAAUAGGGAAAUUAGCUUACAAAUAAGUGAAAUGAUAAAAGAUAAAUUUUUUUCAAAAAAAUAAAUAAAUGAAAACUAAGAAAAUGUAAUUAUUUAAAAAAAAAAAAUUAAUUUAAUUUUUUUUUUUUAGAUAAAUAUGAAAAAUUGCAUUUUAAGUUUUCCUUCUAAAAAAAGAGUAAUAUUAUAAAAAAAGCUCUAAAAAAAUGAAGAAAAUAGUUAUAUAUGUUCUAUCUAUUAAAUAGAAGGCAAAAAUACAAUUAAAUAAAAAGUUUUAUUCGAAUUAUUAGCAAAAUUUUUAGAUGAGCCUUUUUAUAAACACUUAAGGACUUAAGAAUAAUUAGGAUAUAUAGUUUGGUGUAGCAAUUAUGAAAUAAAAAAUUAAUAAUAUUUUAAAUUCGUUAUUUAAUCGAAUGUUGAAUGUCCGGAAUAUUUAUCUUCAAGAAUUUAAAAUUUUAUCAAUUAAUAAAGACAAAAAAUCAAGGAUAUUUCAUAAAACGAAUUUUUAGUUCUUAAAAAGUCAGUUGAAUGUAUGCUAAAAUAAAAAGAAUUUAGUAUUUAUUAAGAAUCUAAAAAAUACUUUUAUGAAAUUAAUAACAAUACAUAUCUUUUUGAUUUAAAUUAAUAAAUGAUUGCGUUUUUAUAAAAUAUUUAAAUCUAUGAACUUAUUGAAUUUUUCGAAUGUAUUUUUUAUGAUAACCCUAAAAAUGCUUAAAUUUAAUUAAUUUCUUAAAAUUAAUUAUGUAAUAAUCAACAUUUAUUGAAAUUUACUUCUACUUUUAUAAAAACUGAAUGCUUUGAUAAUGCUGAAGAGUUCAAAAAAUAAUGUAAGAAUCUUAAAAAUUUUUCGGUAGAUAAUUGAAUAAAUUUAAUUCAUUAUUUAAUAAAUUGAAAAAAA
This is a messenger RNA of Ichthyophthirius multifiliis, 3010 nucleotides long. Its product is annotated as insulin-degrading enzyme, putative. Gene Ontology annotation, molecular function: metal ion binding; metalloendopeptidase activity. The record is from RefSeq and is a predicted model, not a curated record. Gene Ontology annotation, biological process: proteolysis. NCBI's taxonomy places the organism in Eukaryota, Ciliophora, Oligohymenophorea, Hymenostomatida. The transcript has 3 exons.